This is a messenger RNA of Peromyscus eremicus (cactus mouse), 2595 nucleotides long. It is a transcript of the gene Cdhr5, whose product is annotated as cadherin related family member 5. Gene Ontology annotation, molecular function: calcium ion binding; cadherin binding. Bases 1 to 2595 code for a protein of 864 amino acids. Gene Ontology annotation, biological process: multicellular organism development; adherens junction organization; homophilic cell-cell adhesion. NCBI's taxonomy places the organism in Eukaryota, Metazoa, Chordata, Mammalia, Rodentia, Cricetidae. The transcript has 17 exons. The record is from RefSeq and is a predicted model, not a curated record. Gene Ontology annotation, cellular component: plasma membrane; adherens junction; catenin complex.
AUGGGGGCUCCGGCCCUCCUGUGGCCUCCGCUGCUAUUACCAUUGUUCAUAGUGCUGUUUGGCCAACCUCCGGGGACCAAGGCCCAAGUCUGCUCUGUGAACCAAACGGUUUUUCAAGUUGAGGAGAACUCGAAUGUUUCUGAGCCACUGGUGAACAUUUCGGUCCCAGGAGACCUGCGGGUGACCCUAGGAUCCUCAUCCACUCCUUUCGCAUUUAAGAUCGUGGACAAUCAGCUGUUUCUCAACGUGACUCCAGAUUAUGAGGAAACCACAUCACUGGAGGCAGUCCUGGAGUGCAAGAGAGGAGAGGUUCCGGUGACAGUGUUGAGGGUGUUCGUGGCUGUCCUGGAUGUCAAUGACAAUCCCCCAGUGUUUCCUUUUACAAUCAAGAGCUUUGAUGUAGCAGAGGACACCAGAGUGGGUACAACCGUCAUCCCUGAGACAGAACUGGAGGCCAAAGACGCUGAUAAAGAUGACACCCUAUUUUACACCCUCCAAGAAGUGACCCCGAACGCUAGCAGCUUCUUCUCCCUCGUGGGGGUAAACGACCCUGCUCUGAGGUUGCAGCAGGCCCUGGAUUUCUACAAGAUUCAGAGCAUGACCUUCAAGCUGCUGGCACGGGAUACUUGGGAUGAACAGGCACAGCUCAGCCACACGGCCACUGCCACCCUGGUCCUGAACGUGCUUCCGGCUGACCUGCGAACCCCCUGGUUCUUGCCUUGCUCCUUCUCAGAUGGCUACUUCUGCAUCCAGGCGCAGUACCAUGGGGUGGUCCCCACGGGACACAUACUGCCAUCCCCCCUCAUCUUGAGUCCUGGUCCCAUCUAUGCUGUGGACGGAGAUCAGGGCAUUAACCAGCCUAUCAUCUACAGCAUUGUAGCGGGAAACACGGAUGACACAUUUAUCAUCAACGCAGACUCUGGCAACCUCACGAUGGCCAAAAGUAUUCCCAGCCCCAUGGUCUUCACCCUGCUGGUCAGGGCUGAUCAGGCUGAUAUGGCCCGCUACUCAAUGACCCAGGCCAUUGUGGAGGCCCGUGACGGAGAACUCCAGUUCUCUCAGAGCCUGUACCGUGGCACAGUGGUGCUUGGUGCUGAGGCUGGUACAGAAGUGAAGGACAGGACCUCCCCUUCUGAGAUCCUGAGGAUCCAGGCUCAGUACUCAGGCUUCCCGGACCUCAACUCGGCCAUCACAUAUCAAAUCACCAACUCCUCAGAUUUCAAGAUGGACAAGGAUGUCAUACUGACCACUGUGGCUAUGAAGCGUGCAGAAGUCAUCUAUGUAGAGGUAGAAGCUACCAGUACUGUGACUAAGGACACAGCCACCUCUGUUGUUGAGAUCCAAGUGUCAGGGCAGGAGCCCCCCUCCACAGAGUCCCCCACACCCCCAGAAGCUGGAGGAACAACUGGGCCUUCAAGUAGCACCACUUUGGAAGCCCCCACGACCUCUGGGACCUCUCAAGGACCUGCUACAACCAGCUCUGGGGGAAGUGCUGGCCCAUUUCCACCCUCAGGCACAACUCUAAGUCCCCCUGCCUCUGCCUCAUCUACACCUGAGGGGUUCCCUACUCUUGGAAUCAGCACCUCCCCCCAGACAGCCACACCCACCACACCCAGUGAGGGCUCAACACAGACCCCCAAACCUGGAACCUCUCAGCCAGUGGUCCCCAUUACAGGUAUGAGUACCUCUUCUCAGCCAGCCACACCCAGUGAGGGCUCAACACAGACCCCCCAGCCAGGAACCUCUCAGCCAAUGGUCCCCAUUACAGGAACAAGCACCUCUUCUCAGCCAGCCACACCCAGUGAGGGCUCAACACAGACCCCCCAGCCAGGAACCUCUCAGCCAAUGGUCCCCAUUACAGGAACAAGCACCUCUUCUCAGCCAGCUACACCCAGUGGAGGCUCAACACAGACCCCAAAACCAGGAACCUCUCAGCCGACAGCCACUACCCCUGCUUCUGGAGAAGGCGAGCUGGAUGACAGCCAGCGAUUUUCCACGGUGGACAUGGCAGUGCUGGGUGGGGUGCUCGGUGCACUCUUGUUGCUGGCUCUCAUCUGCCUGGUCAUCCUCAUCCAUAAGCACUACCGUCAUCGGUUCAAUUGUUGCUCUGGCAAGGCUUCGGAGCCGCCGCCGCCGCAGAAUGACUAUGACAACGUGACCUUCCUCCCAGACCACAAGGCCAGCUGGUCGCCCACCUCCAACCCGCAGCCACAGUCGGGCCCCGAGCCCGCCCAGCCGCCCUCUGGGCCCCAUAGCCCCAUGUUCUCCAGACCCACGCCCCCCAGCUCAGCACCUCCUAGCCCCAAGCUCAGAGCUCCCGAGUCUCCUAAGACCGUCCAGGCCGGAGACAGUCCUUCAGCCGUGAGGUCUAUCCUGACUAAGGAGCGGCGGCCAGAGGGGGAGGGCGGCUACAAAGCAGUUUGGUUCGGCAAGGACAUCAGGGAGGAGGCUGACGUGGUGGUCCUCAACGAGCCCACAGCAGACAUGGACAGCGCCAGUGCCACGGGAAGUGAGGGUAGCGAUGAUGAUGAUGAUGGCCCUGACCAGAAUAAGGGUCCUCACUUUGGCGCCGGUGACGACAGCACUUACAUCUAG